Messenger RNA from Coregonus sp. 'balchen', 23735 nucleotides. The record is from the annotation of a GenBank genome assembly. NCBI's taxonomy places the organism in Eukaryota, Metazoa, Chordata, Actinopteri, Salmoniformes, Salmonidae.
CGGUAGAAAGGUUCCGGCUCGUGUUGAUAGCUAGUGAAAUAUAUGCCACAGAAGUCUUCACUGUUUAAAUUGAUACGCUGAUGAUUUUUACUGCUACAUUUACUUUAAUUCACCAUACUGACAAUCAGAUGUACGAAGCCAUUUCGCGUUGAACUCAGUUAGAGCAAAAACUAAACUGCACGUGUCUUUGUUGUUAAAUAAGGUUAGCCAGCUAGCCAUUGCUAGCACCAGAAGUAAAUAGAAGAAAAACACAGACACACCAUGGGAGAGAAUGUCAAAGGAGCUGGGGUGUUUCUCGAACUAAGGAAGCGGUUGCAAAGUGGUCUUCUUGUUCUCAGGUAAUUAUUUGCGAAAUAGUUAGCAACCGCUAGCUCGGUAUCUAGUGUUGGCUAAUGUCAACUAGUUGUGCUAGCAGGACAGGACAGGACAGAGGGUGCGUUCCUGCCGUUUACACAUUCUGCGCAUAACAGACGCAGAAAGGUAUUUAACACCUCAAGGACCACACACUUAUGUGACGUUUAGCCUACAGUUAGAACAUCAACUCCUGGCCAUACAUCAGGGACUUCACCAGGACCUGGCUUUCAGGGCUUUAACCCCGAAUCGUGUAACUCACGAAGUCAUCCAACUGUUAUAAUCAGGGGUGUAGUGCUGUUGGUGCGCAGUGUAGCGACGCUCCGCCACUUUCUUAUGCUAUGGCUACGUUUAACUCCAUCUGCUAGAAAAUUCGAUUAACACAGUAGUUAGGCCGGUUAGCCACCCUUACAUCAUUCAAUAAUCGAAAUGCAUUUUCCCGUUGGCAUGCAUGAAGGUCUCACAUGUUUUUAUUUUUUGUUUGUAUUUAUUUAACUAGGCAAGUCAGUUAAGAACAAAUCCUUAUUUACAAUGACGGCCUACCCCGGGCAAACCCUAACCUGGACGACGCUGGGCCAGUUGUGCGCCACGCUAUGGGACUCCCAAUCACCGCUGGUUGUGAAACAGCCUGGAAACGAACCAGGGUCUGUAGUGAUGCAGUGCCGUAGACCGCUGCGCCACUCGGGAGCUAUGUAAAACGUGAAUAAUUAUAAUUGACGAUUGACAGUGAUGAUGUCCUAAUUUGGUGUUUUAGGAUUUAAAAAAUAGAACAUUUUCCUUGAGCCACUUACAGUAUGUGUAGGCUAGGCAAUCGUGCAAUUUGGAUGAUGCAUUGUAUAUUCUAAAAUGAUUUUAUACAAUAGGCUUCAUGUCGGUACCAACUUUCAUUCAGAAAAGAUGACAAUAAUAAUAAUAAAUUGUACUCUGGUAGGCAACCUACAAAAAAUAGCACUACACCACUGGUUAAAUGUGGUCAACUGAUAAUACCAGCACCGUUUUGAUUGAGACAGCGUCAUUGCGCUGUUUUGAGACACUCAUGGGAACUCAUCUUGAUAAAUCAAUCAAUGUCAGAUGUUUGUUUUCAGUGAAUCUCUGUUUGGAUGUUUGGUUACAAUUAGGUUGGGAAAUAUUAGCUAAAUUGAGGUGAGUGCUCAUGAUCUUUAGUCUAGCAAUUGAAAGCAAUUCAGAUCUUCUCUACACACACACACACACAUUAGGCCUAUAGCCUAUCUGAUGAGCUCCUCUGAUGUUUUCCUGAACUUUCCAAUACUUUUCUGAUGCAUUUCAGUCACAUAGCCUACUGAUGCAAAUACACAUUUGUGCACUUUUCCUAUAGGCUAGUUAAGUCAUUUGACAUAUUUUCUUAUUGGUUAAAAAGGUCAUAAGGCCUACAUCGUUUCAAUAACAAUAUAGCUGGAACCACUAUUGGCUUCAUUGACUUACUGCAUUUAUUCUCUUGUAAUUAUAGGCUACUUGCUGAUAUAUUAUUGUAACAGUAGGCCUACCUACACAAUAACCUCAUACAGGGUUAUUGAGCACAAUCCAUUUAAUUAAUAAUAAUAAGUGUUGAUUAUUUGGCCUUGGGGAGAGCACAGCGCAUGGAAGAAAACAUAGCAGUGCUGGAAGUGCUGCAGAUACAUUGAAAUGUGCCAAAUUAUAUAAUUACUCUUGUCUCUCCAGAAAUAAAUGAAAUCAUUGAAAAUACUAGACCAGAGAGCAUAAUUGAUCCACCCAUGAUCUAUAUCUAAUUUAUUUAUUUAUUUAUUGUUAUGCUGUAGAUUGUGUUUUGUCACAUUAUGAGCGCAUAGGCCUAGGCUCCAGUCGGGAAUCCCACAAUUGGCAGCCCGCGCGGCAAAUAUCAAACCGCUGAUUGUUGAGUUGUGGCUGUCAAUGAACAGCAGUUUAUAGGUAUUUCGCAAUAUUUCAAAAUACAAUUGCGGGAAAAAUCUAUUUGUAUAGGUGAGUGCCACCGGAAAGUUGGUGGACUAUAAUUUCCUCAUAUUGUAGGUCUAACAUCUGUGUAUCCUCUCUUUUCAUUGGCCUAUGCUAUUGGUUGCGUUUAAGACAUGGGUAGUUCGUUUUUAUUGUAAUGUCUCCAGUCAUAUAAAAUGACGUAGAAUUGCAGGAAAUGAUAUUAGAAAAGGCCCUUUUUUUCACUGACCUACAACCCCCUCAGCCCCUGCUCUUCAGAACUGAGCCCCGAAUGUUAUGAAACUGGUGACGGCCCUGCCCUACAGCAGAUCUAUUGGGCCAACAUGUUCUCAUGGAUGUAAUGCUAUAUUUUUACACCAGGUGGGAUUGUGGAGUAGGAAAUGAACAGUUUCUCAUUGGGCUUUUUUUUAGAUAUAAUCAAAUGAAAUGAGCCAUUCCAGCUGUGGCAACUAGUCAGACUUAACAUGGACUUGAGUCCAUUUAACAUGGACUUGAGUCAAAAUGUUUUGUUUUAAUAGGGCUUUAAUGCUUCUUUUCGACUGUAACAAAAGCAGCAUUAGGGCACUAUUCAGACUUGAGAUACGUUUACUUAAGAUGGACUUAAAACAAAACAUGUUGACUUAAAACCAUGUUUUAUGGACCUAAGUCCAUGUUAAGUCUACUUAUCUCAAAUCUGAAUCGGCCCCUAAUGAAUCUUUCCAUCUCUGAGAAUAAUUGUAUACUCUUCUCACUUAAUGCUGCUUUUUGACUGUAACACCAGUGUUACACUAGUGUAUACAGUUGAAGUCGGAGGUUUACAUACACCUUAGCCAAAUACAUUUAAACUCAGUUUUUCACAAUUCCUGACAUUUAAUCCUAGUAAAAAUUCCAAGUAUGCUUGGGUUCAUUGUCCAUUUGGAAGACCCAUUUGCGACCAAGCUUUAACUUCCUGACUGAUGUCUUGAGAUGUUGCUUCAAUAUAUCCACAUAAUUUCCCUUCCUCAUGAUGCCAUCUAUUUUGUGAAGUGCACCAGUCCCUCCUGCAGCAAAGCACCCCCACAGCAUGAUGCUGCCACCCCGUGCUUCACGGUUGGGAUGGUGUUCUUCGGCUUGCAAGCAUCCCCCUUUUUCCUCCAAACAUAACGAAGGUCAUUAUGGCCAAACAGUUCUAUUUUUGUUUAAUCAGACCAGAGGACAUUUCUCCAAAAAGUACGAUCUUUGUCCCCAUGUGCAGUUGCAAACGUAGUCUGGAUUUUUUAUGGCGGUUUUGGAGCAGUGGCUUCUUCCUUGCUUAGCGGCCUUUCAGGUUAUGUCGAUAUAGGGCUCGUUUUACUGUGGAGAUACUUUUGAACCUGUUUCCUCCAGCAUCUUCACAAGGUCCUUUGCUGUUGUUCUGGGAUUGAUUUGCACUUUUCGCACCAAAGUACGUUCAUCUCUAGGAGACAGAACUCGUCUCCUUCCUGAGCGGUAUAAUAAUAUAAUAUGCCAUUUAGCAGACGCUUUUAUCCAAAGCGACUUACAGUCAUGUGUGCAUAAAUGUUUACCUAUGGGUGGUCCCGGGGAUCGAACCCACUACCCUGGCGUUACAAACGCCAUGCUCUACCAAUUGAGCUAGGUAUGACGGCUGUGUGGUCCCAUGGUGUUUAUACUUGUGUACUAUUGUUUGUACAGAUGAAUGUGGUACCUUCAGGCGUUUGGAAAUUGCUCCCAAGGAUGAACCAGACUUGUGGAGGUCUACCAUUUUUUUUCCUGAGGUCUUGGCUGAUUUCUUUUGAUUUUCCCAUGAUGUCAAGCAAAGAGGCACUGAGUUUGAAGGUACACCUCCAAUUGACUCAAAUUAUGUCAAUUAGCCUAUUAUUGACUGUACGUUUUGUUUAUUCAAUAUGUUUUUUCCGCACUGUUCUAUAGUUGGAUAAUAUCUUGUAAAAAAUAGCAGGUUUACUGGUUAGAGACCCUUGUUUUACCAAUCGCUUGUGUAUUGUCUGGUGUGGCAGUAGUAGCCUAUAUGAAGUAGGCUUGUGUCAAAAGAUCUCAUUGUAGACAGAAUAAUUUAGAGAGAAUCUGAAGAUGGUUCCUGGCAAUAGUUCCUUCCAGUUUGUUGUUGCUUCCUCCACUCGGUUGGAAGUGAGAAAAUUCAAUGCAGCCGACCAAGUCGAGAUUUUAAAAGCUGUCUUCGGGAAAUAUGUUUUUCUUUAUGGGGGACAACACUUGUGUCAAGCAUGGACGGAGACGCAUUGCAUGGCUAGUGAAAAUAAUUGCAACGAACCCAGAGAUUGAGCAGAGGGCAACAUAUCAUCCGUGCAUGAGUGCAUCAGGGGUGUCGCUGCAAUAUUUCAUUUUCUGUAUUAGCCAAACAUUGUACAUUCCCCUACCCACCACUCUUUUUUUCUUCCUUCCUUUUUCUUUCUUCUCACACACACACACACACACUAUAUAUCUUUAUUUCUCUCUCCCUCUCUCUCUUCAGUUGGCCUAUAGCUGUUUUCCUUUGCCCUUCUCCCUUCAGAGCAGUGAGUGCAUCCUCUCUCUGCACAUUUUCCUCUAACUCAUUAGGCUUCUGUUUUGAGCUGAGACAGCAACAGGCAGGAGGUAGAGGGGGAUAAGGACAGGUUGGAAGGUUAUGAUAAAUGACUUUAGUACUGUCACACACACACACACUGGUCUUCCAUUCACUUGUUUAUCAUCCACUUGUCAAGGAACACAGUCUAAUUUGUCUGUCAGCCAUUGUGCAGAGACCUGCCAUUAUGCUGAAUCAUUAAUCCAAUUGUAUAUGUUUUGUUACCAGGUUUACCUGUGCUUAGCAAAAUAUGACACAUUGCUUAACAGCAUGUCUGUCUGUCCCUCCCUCCCUCAGGAGAGAUGUGGCUAAGAGCUAUGCAGAGGUGAGCGUUACAGGAGGAGAUUCAUCCCUCCACAUCCGGACUCCUCGGGGCCUGCUAAUCGUGGAGUUGCCAGCAGGGGUCAGCCUCGUGGAGGGCUCCUGCAGGGACGCACCUGGAGCAGGAGACGAGAUGCACUUCAGAAUGCGCCUCAAAGUGGACCAGCACACAGACGACACAGGUAAUGGUGAGGCUAGCUGUAUUGACGCACUCAAAAAGAAAUGUGUGCACGUACACACACACACACACACCACACACACAGACCACACACACAGAGACAGAGAAUUACUCCCAUGUAAAUGUAUGUUUCUCACAUAUCAUAGCCUAAUUACCAUCUCCACUUCAGGUAAGACAGAACAGUAUCAGCAGAUAAUUUGUUAUUUAUGGCUGGUUAUAUAAUAUUCUCAUCUGGCUUGAGUCAGUCUGUGGCUGUGAAGCCUUCCCUGAAUCUGAGACAGUGGAGGACUCCUCCUGUGUGCUCUCUGUAGCCUGAUAAGCCCACACAGUACUGAUCUAUGAAGGACUGAGUCAUGAGCUCAGUAAUUGGCCCGUCAUGUCUAAAAUACACACACCAAUAGAUAUACAGACAAUGUGAAUCUUUGACCUGAAUCAGCUGUAACCUGAUUUUUGUGGAGUAAUACUCAACCAUCUUCCAUGAGAAAGAACUGAGUGCAUGUUUUGAUGCUACUGUUCAGGGAUGCAAUACAUGGGUCGCAUUUAUUAAGGCACACUGUAGCAAACAUGUUUUGCAACGGAAAACAAAAACUAGCAUUUCUUAUUGGUUCAGGUAGUCAGUCUGUUUUCUUCCGUUUGGUGUCAAAUGAAUACACCCCAGGUUUACUUUGUCUCACUCAUCAGAUCUUGCUUAUAUUAACUGUAGAGUCAUUGCAGCACUAACCAGGGAACCAGAGGAGAUUGCUCCCAUGUCUCUCUCCCAGAGAGAACAGGGCCCAUAUCCACAAAGAGUAUGAUCUAGGCUGCGAAAGUUGCUAAACGCUGGGGUGGUGGCGGACUGGCGGUGGUGAAAGCAGCUUGGAAGAAAGCGGGCAAUUCAUCUGUUUUUGAGCACUCCUUCUCUGAAAUGCUUUGUGGAUAUGGGCCCAGACCCCUAAGACCCGAAUCCUUCAUCUCUCUGUCUGCGUUCACUAAAUGACGUAAAUGUAAUGGUGUGAGGGACUAAUUUAGCGCCCCACCCAACGGCCUCUCUCCAGCUGAGAGGAAGACGGCCCAGCCGACACAACACAAGGACAGCUGGUGGAGUUUUAAUUGACAAAUCCAAUCAAAAACGGAUUGAUUGGCAGCUUUCUUCCAAGCUUCUUUCACCACUGCCAGUCCGCCACCACCCCAGUAUUUAUCGACUUUUGCUCCGUCUCUAGGUGAAGCUCUUUUCCGCCGAUAAGUUUCGAGUUGUUUAUGUGUUCUGUGGCUGCUCUCUCCUAACAGGUGCCCUGGGGAGUGUGAUGGAGAGGCUGCAGGUCCAAGAGAGUUAUUGCUUCCACUGCCAGUCCUGUGGGACCAGGGUGUUAGAGGAGAGGUGAGACGACCACAGGGAGGAAGUUUGUUGGUUUAUUUACGCCCUCCGUUCAGACACAGGAAGUAGUGCCGCUCAAAGUAGUGGAGAAGAUGGGUUCAGUGAGGGAGAUGGAUGGCUGUUUGAGCUAGAGGACAAUGCUGUGCUCUGUCUCAUCUCGUCUCCCAAUGUCAUGGAGACAUUGGGAUAGGGGGAUACAUGCACACCCACACACACCUGCCAUAACUUAGUGAAUACAUAUGUUUGUAACGUUAUGUCAUGGAAAAUGGGUAGAACUGGAAUAUUGCACAGCUUUCCCUGUUAAUGCAAAUAGGUUUUUGAUUGAACUAAUCGAUUCAUUUCAUCACAGUACAAAUAGUCUCCAAUGUAUAACAAUGUAAUGUCAUGUAUUUUUCUCAGGGUGUUCAAGCGAGUGCUCCCUCUCCCCAACGGCAACUGGAGCUCCCUGGUGGAUGACUGGUGCUGCCAUCCGGACCCCUUUGCCAACCUGAAGCUGCUGCCCAGAGCGGAGGACUGUUUACUGGGCGACACUCACCUCCUUGUGCCCCGGGACAGAGGCUGUGAGGAGACUCUCACCCAGGAGCUCAGCCCCAGCCCCAUCACCAACAAAAUGGCUGACGGUCAAAAUCAGCACACAGGGGUGAGAGGAGGCAAGAAAGGAAGGAACCUCUGAGACAGAAGAUCAAUGCCGUUUUAGCCUUGCUCAUCACUUUGAUGUUCGUUAGAUACAGUGGGGAAAAAAAGUAUUUAGUCAGCCACCAAUUGUGCAUGUUCUCCCACUUAAAAAGAUGAGAGAGGCCUGUAAUUUUCAUCAUAGGUACACGUCAACUAUGAUAGACAAAAUGAGGAAAAAUAAUCCAGAAAAUCACAUUGUAGGAUUUUUUAUGAAUUUAUUUGCAAAUUAUGGUGGAAAAUAAGUAUUUGGUCAAUAACAAAAGUUUCUCAAUACUUUGUUAUAUACCCUUUGUUGGCAAUGACACAGGUCAAACGUUUUCUGUAAGUCUUCACAAGGUUUUCACACACUGUUGCUGGUAUUUUGGCCCAUUCCUCCAUGCAGAUCUCCUCUAGAGCAGUGAUGUUUUGGGGCUGUCGCUGGGCAACACGGACUUUCAACUCCCUCCAAAUAUUUUCUAUUGGGUUGAGAUCUGGAGACUGGCUAGGCCACUCCAGGACCUUGAAAUGCUUCUUACGAAGCCACUCCUUCGUUGCCCGGGCGGUGUGUUUGGGAUCAUUGUCAUGCUGAAAGACCCAGCCACGUUUCAUCUUCAAUGCCCUUGCUGAUGGAAGGAGGUUUUCACUCAAAAUCUCACGAUACAUGGCCCCAUUCAUUCUUUCCUUUACACGGAUCAGUCGUCCUGGUCCCUUUGCAGAAAAACAGCCCCAAAGCAUGAUGUUUCCACUCCCAUGCUUCACAGUAGGUAUGGUGUUCUUUGGAUGCAACUCAGCAUUCUUUGUCCUCCAAACACGACGAGUUGAGUUUUUACCAAAAAGUUCUAUUUUGGUUUCAUCUGACCAUAUGACAUUCUCCCAAUCCUCUUCUGGAUCAUCCAAAUGCACUCUAGCAAACUUCAGACGGGCCUGGACAUGUACUGGCUUAAGCAGGGGGACACGUCUGGCACUGCAGGAUUUGAAACCCUGGCGGCGUAGUGUGUUACUGAUGGUAGGCUUUGUUACUUUGGUCCCAGCUCUCUGCAGGUCAUUCACUAGGUCCCCCCGUGUGGUUCUGGGAUUUUUGCUCACCGUUCUUGUGAUCAUUUUGACCCCACGGGGUGAGAUCUUGCAUGGAGCCCCAGAUCGAGGGAGAUUAUCAGUGGUCUUGUAUGUCUUCCAUUUCCUAAAAAUUGCUCCCACAGUUGAUUUCUUCAAACCAAGCUGCUUACCUAUUGCAGAUUCAGUCUUCCCAGCCUGGUGCAGGUCUACAAUUUUGUUUCUGGUGUCCUUUGACAGCUCUUUGGUCUUGGCCAUAGUGGAGUUUGGAGUGUGACUGUUUGAGGUUGUGGACAGGUGUCUUUUAUACUGAUAACAAGUUCAAACAGGUGCCAUUAAUACAGGUAACGAGUGGAGGACAGAGGAGCCUCUUAAAGAAGAAGUUACAGGUCUGUGAGAGCCAGACAUCUUGCUUGUUUGUAGGUGACCAAAUACUUAUUUUCCACCAUAAUUUGCAAAUAAAUUCAUUAAAAAUCCUACAAUGUGAUUUUCUGGAUUUUUUUUCCUCAAUUUGUCUGUCAUAGUUGACGUGUACCUAUGAUGAAAAUUACAGGCCUCUCUCAUCUUUUUAAGUGGGAGAACUUGCACAAUUGGUGGCUGACUAAAUACUUAUUUUCCCCACUGUACAUAAUAUAGGAUUUUGGCAUUUCACGUCACGCUCACUCCCUCCCAAAUGUACUGUAUACCUACCGAAAAGUAAAGUUAAAGCAUUGGUCAUUUUCAAAUGUUUCCCUCAUGUUUGGAAAGUGUACUGUAGUUACAUCAGCAGUGAGUGUGCUUCAGGCUAAGUGUUAGUGGGAGACUAUCUGUAUACCCCCAUCCCACUGGGCCUGAGACUGGCAGGAUGAGAUGGACACACUCUACUUCACUACCAGCAGCAGCUCGCAGCACUCCCUUUUUAGAGAGGAAACUUGAGGAGGCGGGCAGACAGGCAGCACAUCAACACAUAUCGUGAGCCACUUUAACCCGAGCCUACAGCCAGGCCUGGUGUUUGAAGCCAAGUUUUUUUUCUCUCUCUCUAUCGGUCUCUUUCUGCCGCUCUCUCUCUCUCUCUCGCUCUCUCUCCCCAUCACUAUCUGGAGUGGGAUUGAUUUCCCUCUCCAUCUAUUAGUCACUCUCUGUGGCUCAGUCUGGGCCUUUUAGUGUGGCUGUGGUUGAGUGGAUGGGAAGUGGAAAGAGAGACGAGGAGAGGAAUUCUGCCUGCCCAUUGCUCUCUCCUCUUUUUAGGCUGUUUGAUUGUGGUUAUCGAUUUCCGUUUUGGAGGAACUUAAAUUAGAACUGUGUGUUCUUGUCUUUAGCUUUCUUUUUUAUUUUUCUGUUAUUUUUGUAGAAACCCAACCGCAGGCGAACACUUGUCUCCUGUAAGAGCUGUACAGCCGGCCUGGGAGAGGCUGUGGCACCAGGUACACAACAGUAUUUAUAGAAUACAGGAUUUUAUUGAUUUGCUGUCAUAAUACCCAACGUCAUACACACACACACACACACACACACACACACACACACACACACACUGGUUGGGAGCAGCACAGUGUCGGCCUCCGAGCUGCACUGCCGGAGCAAUUUUAGGGCUUAAAUUCCUUGCUCAAGGGCUCAAAGGCAGUGAAUGGCACAAGACCAGCAGCCCUUUGUUUGUCUGUUCAAUUCCUACUUUUAUCAUCUACCCUGGGGCUUGAACCAAAAUAAAGUUGCAUUGCAUUAGAAAAGAGAACCUGACCUGGGCAUAUCUGCAUGAGGGUUUGCUCAAUAACUCCCCCCUAUCUGAGAUACCUACUGCAGCCCUCAUCCUCCACAUACAACACCCGUUCUGCCAGUCACAUUCUAUUAAAGGUCCCCAAACCACACACAUCCCUGGGUCGAUCCUCUUUUCAGUUCGCUGCAGCUAGCGACUGGAACGAGCUGCAAAAAACACUCAAACUGGAGAGUUUUAUCUCCAUCACUUCAUUCAAAGACUCAAUCAUGGACACACUUACUGACAGUUGUGGCUGCUUCGCGAGAUGUAUUGUUGUCUCCACCUUCUUGCCUUUGUGCUGUUGUCUGUGCCCAAUAAUGUUUGUACCAUGUUUUGUGCUGCUACCAUGUUGUGCUGCUGCCAUGUUGUGUUGCUACCAUGUUGUUGUCAUGUGGUGUUGCUACCAUGCUGUGUUGUUGUCUUAGGUCUCUCUUUAUGUAGUGUUGUGGUGUCUCUCUUGUCGUGAUGUGUGUUUUGUCCUAUAUUUUUAUGUUUAAUCCCAGCCCCCAGCCCCGCAGGAGGCCUUUUGCCUUUUGGUAGGCCGUCAUUGUAAAUAAGAAUUUGUUCUUAACUGACUUGCCUAGUUAAAUAAAGGUUACAUUUAAAAUAUAUUUUUAAAAUUGUUUCUCUAAAUGUUGCAGGGACCCUGAAACUCUACAUCACAGAGGUGACAGUGAGACCCAGUGUGGGAGACAGCCAGUUUGAUACCUCUCUAGACAGGUAACUAUGCUGCUGCUUCUCGGACUGGUGCAUAUUGCUAUAACAUCUUUGGAGACUCAUCAUCAUCAUUCAGAUACUCAGCUUCUCGAAGUGCAAAUCAAUGUAAAUGCAUAGUUUUUCAUUAUGCAGAUGCCAGAUAUUACCUUUUGGUCUGACUAAUAUGCCAUUUAGCAGACACUUUUAUCCAAAGCCACUUACAGUCGUGUGUGCAUACAUUUUUACGUAUGGUUGGUCCCGGGGAUCGAACCCACUACCCUGGCGUUACAAGCGCCAUGCUCUACCAAUUGAGCUACAGAGGACCACAAUGCCAAUGAGAGAUGUAGAAUAUUAUUUUAGACAUAGGAAGGUAGAAUUCAUAAUGAGGGUUAACCAUGCCGUACUCUUCCACAGGUCACUGUUCCUGGAACAGACCAUAGCUGCCAGACUGGUGGAGCUGUCCUCGUCGCAGAGCAUGUUUCGUUUCUCUAUCCAGACCCCAGAUGGAAAAGCCUUCAUAUUGGUAAGAGGUGUGUGCAUGCAUAUGUGUGUGUGUGUGAGAGGGAGAGCUUGAAAUAUGUGAGACAGAGAUGGUGUGUGCAUUGGUGAAAUGUGUGUGACUUUAACAGAGAGGGUGUGAAGUGUUAAAUGACUUCUUCUGAUCCUCAGCUCUGGCUCCUGAACAGCGACUCCCUCAUCGCCUCUCUCUCUGCCACUCCGUCAUCGACUGUCAGCGGUGAUGCUGUCACCUCUCCUAGCCAACGCCAGUGUUCUGAGAGUCAAUCACCAACUAAGGCUGGCAGCGCCGUCAAAGUCCUCUAUCUCUCCUGUUCUCCCUCUGCCAGCACUAGCAGCACACACCAGGAGUAAGCUAUAGCCUACAUACCCAUCUCCUGCUGAAUGUCAGCCUGACAGCCUCUGCAUUUCUGCUAGAGUAUGAUUUUUUUUGGGGGGGGGGUCUUUCAGUGCAGUUUGUUCAGGAUAUUUGUUUAUAAUGGGUAUUUUUCGGUGUUUGUACUAUUGGUAUUUUUUUUAUUAUAAAAUUGUGUUUUGCAACUGGGGGUGAGCCUGGAGAACAGAAAUGAGUCACAGAUAGAUGUGGUGGGUGCUCCAUGUUCCUCCAUGCCGAGUUCCACGCAGGAGGAUUCUUCACUUCUGUUAUGAUUUCCUUUUUCCUCUUCCUUUUCACCUUAGAGAAGUCUUGUUUUGCUUCGUAGAAUGUGACAGCCCCUCCAGCAGACUGGCAGCAGAGCUGUAAUGAAUAAACCGUAGAUGAAAGGAGAGGACUCCACUCCUCUCCGCACGGCACUACAGUUCAGCGUAGCUCAGUGCGUCACAUCAAUGCUGUUAACUGCAUGUAGGAUGGGAAAUUGCCUGCUGUUUAAGUAUGACACCUCGAAGCUAGAUUUUCAUUCUUCCCGUCUAAUCAGGGACUGAUUUAGACCUGGGACACCAGGUGGGUGCAAUUAAAUAUCAGGUAAGAACAGAAAGCCUGCAAUACCCUGGACCUCCAGGCUCGGAUUUGAAUACACUAAUACCCUACGCCAAGGCUCUCCAAUCCUGUUCCUGGAGAGCUACCAUCCUGUAGGUUUUCGCUCCAACCCUAAUCUAGCUCACAGGUUGAUAAUUAGCUGGUUAAUAAGUUAAAUCAGGUUAGUUACAACUGGGGUUAGCUCUCCAGGAACAGGGUUGGAGAGCCCUGCCCUACACUAGCUUAAACCAGAUCACUCUAACAUUUCAGAAGAAAACAACGUGGCAAUUGGCUGACACAGUUUAUAUGAAGGAGGGGAAGUGUUAGAGAAACAUCUGUUUCCUCUAGGCCUACAUACUGUUACAUAUGUAACAUAAUUCAUCCCUGACAAUGUUUUAAUUAAUUCAGCCAUGUUAAUCACGGCGCACCGUCUGUUUUGGUUGAACGCACUGGAGGUGACGUGGUGUUUGUUGGAGAUGCACACCAGUAAUGUGUCUCUAAUUGGUGGGAGAAUCAGUGAGCUUCUGCUUAAUUUAAUUGUGGCUGUCACCAAGGGCGAUGACUUGAUUAGUGGAACUAAUCUAAUUUACAACCAGGGGUGUAUUCAUUAGUACAAACCGUAGCAAAACAUUUUGCAACGAAUACGAGGGUUUCUUAUUCGACAAGUUCAGGUUAGUCCCUCCCUGUUUCGGCUCAUUUGCUUUUGUUUGGACAUGGUUCCUAAAGACUACACCCCAGAUGGACUUGGGUAACCGUUGAAGUUUUAUGACCAGCGCUGCAUGUGUUAAGGUUUUCUUUACUGUAAAAGCAGUUGUAUUCACUGUAUACUAAGUGAGUGUUACUUUCUAUACGAAGGCAUUGUCAGCAGUGUCUCUCGCAGAGCCGCUGCACAGAUGGCCAAAUGUAAUGAAAAAACCUGGAUCGCUUCCACAACCUGUGACCGGGAAUCAAUCUAUCCCUCACUUUCUCAUACCUCCAUCACUUUCAAACUCUCACUGUUCAACAUUACCCAGUGAUAGAUUAUAAUUAUUUGAUUAACAUCGUAAUGCUUCAAACUGGGAUUUAUAUCCCCUUGCCUAGAAGAUGUGAACAUCGGCGAGAUAUUUGACUCUGACUGAUGCAGUCUCUUUCUUCAUGUCUUUCUCUCGCUCUCAUAAUUUUUUUAUUUCUCCCACUUUGUCUCUUUCUCUCGCUCUCCCUUAUCUCUGUGUGUGUCCAGUGUUGUGAACACCUGGGAGAAGGACAUCGGUGUCCACACCCUAGACCUGCCCCUGACCACAUGCCAGGAGCUAUUGUCAGUGCUGACAGCUAGUACUACCUGUCUCCCUCCGUCGCUGCAUUCCAUGAACUCCUACCAGGUAAGAGGGCCUCUGGGUAAUGUAGGCAGAGCUUCUCCCCUUGGCAGGAGGAACAUGACACUGUUUGAUUCCAUAUUGUUGAUAUCCAUUAUUUACAGCCUCUACCUACAGUGGGGAGAACAAGUAUUUGAUACACUGCCGAUUUUGCAGGUUUUCCUACUUACAAAGCAUGUAGAGGUCUGUAAUUCUUAUCAUAGGUACACUUAAACUGUGAGAGACGGAAUCCCCAAAAAAAUCCAGAAAACCACAUUGUAUGAUUUUUAAGUAAUUAAUUGCAUUUUAUUGCAUGACAUAAGUAUUUGAUCAGAAAAGCAGAACUUAAUAUUUGGUACAGAAACCUUUGUUUGCAAUUACAGAGAUCAUACGUUUCCUGUAGGUCUUGACCAGGUUUGCACACACUGCAGCAGGGAUUUUGGCCCACUCCUCCAUACAGACCUUCUCCAGAUCCUACAGGUUUCGGGGCUGUCGCUGGGCAAUACAGACUUUCAGCUCCCUCCAAAGAUUUUCUAUUGGGUUCAGGUCUGGAGACUGGCUAGGCCACUCCAGGACCUUGAUAUGCUUCUUACGGAGCCACUCCUUAGUUGCCCUGGCUGUGUGUUUCGGGUCGUUGUCAUGCUGGAAGACCCAGCCACGACCCAUCUUCAAUGCUCUUACUGAGGGAAGGAGGUUGUUGGCCAAGAUCUUGCGAUACAUGGCCCCAUCCAUCCUCCCCUCAAUACGGUGCAGUCGUCCUGUCCCCUUUGCAGAAAAGUAUCCCCAAAGAAUGAUGUUUCCACCUCCAUGCUUCACGGUUGGGAUGGUGUUCUUGGGGUUGUACUCAACCUUCUUCUUUCUCCAAACACGGCGAGUGGAGUUUAUACCAAAAAGCUCUAUUUUUGUCUCAUCAGACCACAUGACCUUCUCCCAUUCCUCCUCUGGAUCAUCCAGAUGGUCAUUGGCAAACUUCAGAUGGGCCUGGACAUGCGCUGGCUUGAGCAGGGGGACCUUGCGUGCGCUGCAGGAUUUUAAUCAAUGACGGCGUAGUGUGUUACUAAUGGUUUUCUUUGAGACUGUGUUCCCAGCUCUCUUCAGGUCAUUGACCAGGUCCUGCCGUGUAGUUCUGGGCUGAUCCCUCACCUUCCUCAUGAUCAUUGAUGCCCCACGAGGUGAGAUCUUGCAUGGAGCCCCAGACCGAGGUUGAUUGACCGUCAUCUUGAACUUCUUCCAUUUUCUAAUAAUUGCGCCAACAGUUGUUGCCUUCUCACCAAGCUGCUUGCCUAUUGUCCUGUAGCCCAUCCCAGCCUUGUGCAGGUCUACAAUUUUAUCCCUGAUGUCCUUACACAGCUCUCUGGUCUUGGCCAUUGUGGAGAGGUUGGAGUCUGUUUGAUUGAGUGUGUGGACAGGUGUCUUUUAUACAGGUAAGGAGUUCAAACAGGUGCAGUUAAUAAAGGUAAUGAGUGGAGAACAGGAGGGAUUCUUAAAGACAAACUAACAGGUCUGUGAGAGCUGGAAUUCUUACUGGUUGGUAGGUGAUCAAAUACUUAUGUCAUGCAAUAAAAUGCAAAUGAAUUACUUAAAAAUCAUACAAUGUGAUUUUAGUAGCUAUCGUUGCAACCAUUUAAAAUAAUUUUACGCACAUUUUCGAAAAGAGGUCCAGAAGACGCUAGGUCACCGACAAUACUGCUGGGUAGCCAAACUUUUUUAGUGCCCACAACAACAGUCUCCUCUACACUACAAAAGGGGAGAAUUUUGUUGCACCAAGGCAAGACUAGGAGGUGUUAACUUUGCUGACUUCACCAGGGACUCUCCAGAGACUUCCAGACAGUUUCACAGUAAUUACCACCAUUGUCUCAUCCCUGCUUCUUUACCUGUCACAGCAGCACUCACCUGAGAGCAAGACGUAUGGUUGGAGAAGUUGAAGUAGCCUAACAUCCACAAAAAUUUGAAAAAUAACGUAAACAAACAUUUUGAGCUCCUGCUUAUUCAGCGUGGCAGUAAAUAAGGACUCUGCCUCCUGUCUCAUUAUAUAGUUAUCAUGGCUCUGGGUCCUUUGAUUAAAAUGCUUACUACUUACUGUUUUCACUUCCCUCCACCACUACUGUACCAAACCUCUACGAGACUGCUUAUUACAUUUAAGAGCUGUCUCUCUCUCUCUCUCUCUCUCUCUCUCUGCAAUAUCAUAUUUUGUGUUCCUUCCCUCCUUCACAAAACUCUGUUACUUGCCUUCUGGGUCUGUACAGGGGAGGAGGAACUCAUUUUGACUCUGGCAGAAGCUAUCAAUUCCACUUAGAGGGAGGGGAGAGAGAGAGAAUUGAAAAAGUAAGGAAAGAAGUUAUCUUAAGUUUGUCGUAUUUCAGUCUGAUAGGUGUGUAUGGUGUUGAGUUAGUAAUUCCGUACAUUCCAGAUGUUGCAAUAAGUCUUUUUAGUUUAAAUACAGAUUUUUACAUAGAAACCAUCAAUUGUCUAUAGUUGCGAUACCAUACUCCCCCGACGUUACCAUAUUCCCAAAUCCCGUUCAUCACUCAGCAUGGAAAGCCUGGAAAUCGAGGCUAUCAAUGUCUUGUCCUGACCGUGAGUGAUUAUGCUACUGCUGAAAAGGGACUUGUUUUAGGACAGGGUACUUAGACUGCAUGUCACUAAAAUGGAGAAGAGACAAGACGGACUGAGGGGAGUGAUGAAGAGUGUCUGAUUUAGUCACUUAAAUACCUCCACUAUAGAGGUGGAUUCACUGCUCUGCUGUAGGCCUAGUAGUACCAGAGAGUAAUGCAAUCACAUAGUCAGAUAGAGUUACAGCAGAUGAGGGCUGAAAACUCCCAAAUUGAUAAUGUAGCCCGAAUAGUGUGUGUGUGUGUGUGUGUGUGUGUGGGCAUGUGAAAUGGUGAGUGUGCCUUCCAGUGCCAGUCUAUUGUGUUAGCCCUACUAACCAGAUUUAGCCUCUCAUUAUUGGAGGAGGAAUGGUGUGUUGUCUGAGCUGUGCUGCGUUGUAAUGGGGUGUAAAGUAGUUCCAGUGCAGAGUGCCUCCCCUGCAUCAGGGAACAGACAGCACAAGGGGGGCCAGUAUGAACAAAAAUAAAAAUGUAUGCACUCACUAACUGUAAGUCGCUCUGGAUAAGAGCGUCUGCUAAAUUACAAAAAAAAUUAAAAUGAAAAAUAUAUACAAAAAAUAUAAAAAAUGGACAGAAAUAGGUAAGGGGCAAAAUGCAAGAAAAUUUUGAUAUAUAUAUUUCAGGUCUCACCCUGCCGAUGUCUUGCACACUACUGUGGCACAUUGUUGAAAUCAAUUACCUCCCUCGGAUACACGCGCCUCGUCUCAUUACCUCUAUGCCAAGGGAUGCAUGAAAAAGGGGAUUUGUCGGAAUAAGAAUUCUCCGCUAACCCGCACUGUAUUGUAUUAGACUAAAUGACUCCGUGUGGAUGGUCCCCAUAAUUUAGAUUACUCAGUCAGUUGCUGUGGCUCUCCUCAAUCAGAAACCUCCCUCAGUCAGUAGCCUAGAUCACACUUUCAGAAAUGCCUUAUUCCCUUUAGAACACAGUUUCAGUGUAGGCAAACUGCUUUCACUUCAGCAUCCCAUUCCCGUUCACACAUGUCAUUUGUGUGUUUUUUUCCCCCUCAGAUAUUUUUCUUGUCAAGUGGAGAAAAUAAUAUUCCCUCUGUCACCUCGCCACUUGUCGAGUGUUGUGAUAACAGAACGCAUGUAGCAGAGCAUCAAAGCUGAGCCUAUGGCUUCUGAAGCUUCUCUCCUCUAGUCGUAUCAGCCCUUUUAAUGUUGACAGAUAAACACCCCGCUGUGAAUACUACUACCUCUGACAAAAGAGCCAUAGUACAGUGAUAGAAAGAAAAUAAACUGUACUGGUCAAAUGCAAUCUCCUGGUACUGGAAGAAGUGUUUCUCUCAAAUAUAAAAAAAAAUGAAUAUCCCUAGGAAGUUGGGGGAAAUAGAUGUUUAUAAAGGAGGCGGGCUGAAAUUGUAUUUCCAUUAUUAUAAUUUGUUACUGCUGUGAGCUCACGAUGAAGCUGUGAUGAGUAUCUGUUUCACCCCUGGGUAGCACACUAGCAUAUCACAACUAUUCUUGGAAUGUAGCAGGACCUUAUGUCAAUAAUAAUUCAUUUAAUUUGUAAAGCGUUUUUUUCUCACACUCAAGGCGCCAUUAAAAAAAUUAUAAUAAUAAAAACAAUCCAAAAAACAGAACAUAGAUACAGACAAAAGAACAAAGCGAUAUACAGAUAUCAUCAGGUCGGGAGGACAUGAGAACAGAAUUACCCGAGGUCCUGGAAAGCUUUUCUGAACAGCACAGUCUUGAGCUGUGCCUUAAAGGAGGACAGAGACUCUUCCCUAAUAGUGUCUGGGAGUGUGUUCUGUAGCCGCACAACUGAAAUCCCUGUCACCCAUAGUUUUUAGUCUGCUGCGGGGCUGCUGAAGGAAGAUGGACCUGGAGGAGCGAAGGGUGCGUGUGGGGCAGGAGGAUAGAAUGAGGUCAGACAGGUACCCGAGUGGCGCAGUGGUCUAAGGCACUGCAUCGCAGUGCUAGCUGUGCCACUAGAGAUCCUGGUUCGAAUCCAGGCUCUGCUGUAGCCGGCCGCAACCGGGAGACCAAAGGGGCGGCGCACAAUUGGCCCAGCGUCGUCCAGGGUAGGGGAGGGAAUGGCUGGCAGGGAGGUAGCUCAGUUGGUAGAGCAUGGGGUUUGCAACGCCAGGGUUGUGGGUUCGUUUCCCACGGGGGGCCAGUAUGAAAAUAAAAAAGAAUAAUGUAUGCACUAACUGUAAGUCGCUCUGGAUAAGAGCGUCUGCUAAAUUAUGUAAAAUGUAAAUACUUGGGUCCAGAGCUGUGGAGACCUUGGUAGGUGUGAACCAGGAUUUUGUAGUCGAUGCGUGAGCAUAUGUGGAUCCAGUGGAAGUUGAACAGCACUGGAUUGAUGUGCUCACGGGGGGGAAGUGUGGGUGAGGACACGUGCAGCACAGUUGUGGACAUAUUGUAGCCUGUUUAGGCACUUUGCAGAUACAGCAACAAAAGGGCCGUUAAAAUGAAAUAAAGGCGUGGAUGAGUCGCUCAGCUGCAGGUUGUGAUAGCAUAGGUCAUAACCUGGCGAUGUUCCAUAGAUGGAAAAAUUAGACUUUGGUCACAGUCUUGAUGUGGACCUCAAACGAGAGCUGACUGUCAAAUAUCACACCCAGGUUGUGAACCUCACUGGAGGGGAGGACCUUGACACCAUCAAUAUUGAGGCUGCUGAUUUAGUCAAUGAUGGUGUGAGUGCCAAUCAGGACAACCUCUGUCUUUUUGUAGUUUAACUGCAUGAAAUUCAACUGCAUCCAUGCUUUGAUGUCCUGCAGGCAGCUGACCAGGAGUGCAGUGGCAUUGGCAGUGGUCAGUGUUUGUGGAGACAUACAGCUGAGUGUCGUCAGCAUAGACGUGAAAGCCCAGUCCGUGUUUCCUCAAGAUGUUUCUCAGUGGCAGCAUGUAGAUACAAAACGGUAGUGGCCCCAGGACCAAGCCUUGAGGGGGACCCCCUGUCGGACCACAACUGUCUCACCUACUAGGACCAAUGGCUACAAACUGGUAGCGAGCAGUGAGAUAGGACCUGAACCAGAACAGUGUCUGACAGGCCCAGGAGCUUCUCCAUGCGGUACAGCAGGAUGGUGUGUUGCUGACCGUGUCGAAUGCUGCACUGAGGUGCAGCAGUAUUGAGGAUGUCAGCCCCAGAGUUAGCAUUCAUGAGGAGGUCAUUGGUGACCCUUACCAGGGCAGUCUUGGUGCUGUGUCUAGCUCUGAAACCCAACUGGAAGGGCUCAAGUAGGUUGUGAGUGCCAGGUGGUUUUGGAGUUGGUUAGAAACAGCACGUUCGAGGGAGGCACUUACUCAGGAAGGGCAGGUUGGAAAUAGGCCUGUAGUUCUGGAGGUUGUCAGGGUCAUAUCCAGGCUUUUUAAGUACUGGUGUGACUGCGGACAGUUUGAGCUGAGGAGGGGACACAUCCAGUGAUGAGGGACUUGUUGAUAAUUUCUGUGAAGAAAGGCUCCAGAGCAGGUAACCAGGUCUUGACAAGGGAGGUGGGGAUAGGGUCAAGUGAGCAAGUGGUGGGCCUCAUUGUCCUAACCAGCUUGGUUACAUCAGCUGCAGUGACUGUGGUGAAGGUGGAGAACUUUGACUCAGGGAGCAUAGGACUGGGUAGAUCAACUGGAGAGGAUGGUGUUUUCAAUAUUUUUUGGGAAGAAGCACAGGUAUUUGUUGCACUGUUCUGGGGGAGGCUGAGGUAGCAGAAUUGUUGACAGGUUGGAAGAGAACAGCACCCGGGAGUUACCACUGCCGUUGCUGAUCAGUUGGGAGAAGUAGAAUGUCCGAGCUGCAUUUAUGGCCUGUUUGUAUUCUUGCUGAUGUUGCUCAUUCAUCUGCGCAUGUACGGUUAUCCAAGUUAUCUUAUACUGUCGUUCUAGACGACAGCCAGUUGCUUUGAGAGAGCGUAGCUCCUUAGUGUACCAGAGAGAAGAUUUGGAGAAAGACACCAGGUGGGUUUUCAAAGGAGCAACUUCAUCCAGGAUGGAGGCCAAGGCAGUGUUGUAUUGAACCACAGAUAGUUCCAUAAGAAAGUCAGAGUUGAGCUUAGGAGGCCGAUAAAUCAACACAGCGAGUACUGAUACUGAGCCAGGGAUUUUGAAAACCAUGCAUUCAAAAGGUGAGACCGCUAGUACUGGAGUAGACUUCACAGUGCGGUCAGUCCUGCAGAUUACAGACGAUCCGCCAACCUGUCCGGAUGUGCGAGGACAGUCCAGGUAGGUGUAGCCAGAUGGAGUGCAUUGGUUGAGGGAUAGGUACUCAUUGGACUGAAGUCUCAGUGAGGCAGCGAAAGUCUAGACCUUAUCAGUGAUGAUGUCAUUCAGUAGUAAGCCUUUGUUGUUUAUGGUUGUUGCAUUUAAAAGCCUCCGUUGGAAUUACUUUGGAAGUUGCCUGAGGGGAAACCUCCAGAACUGCCCAGUGUCCUCUAUCAUCCACAUCCGGUGAUCUACUGCUCGCAUUGCGAGUGCACACAAUAGAUUUAAGUUUGUUCAUUAGUCUCCUACCACCCCGUUGUCCUCGCCGUCUGCAUGUUUUCAUAGGAUCCCGUAUUGCAUAAGAUUGUUCUUCAGCUCCCUGCACAGGGUUGUUUUAAUAUGUUCAAAACUUCUGAGGAAUCCUUGGGUGUAGUGAGUGAUAGUUGCUGCCAUUUCUGUAUCUUUUGGUCCAGUCUUUGGUGCAGUAGAUAUGAGAUGAUCUAGGAGGAUCUGAGAUGGUAUUUGAAUCCAAAUAAUUAGCUAGAAGUAGUCAAAUAUGUUAACUAAUUUAACGUUGUUGAUUAAAAAAGAAAAACUAGAUAUCUGUGUUCAAUACUUGAUUAGCUAUCAAAAAACAAAACGUUUAUAAAAAACAAUGCACAUAAAAUCACUUAACAAAUAAUUUAAGGAUAUGUUUGCAGGAGUAAACUACAAAGUCUGCCACUAGGCGCCAUUGCAACCAUCUAUCAAUGACAGCAGCUGGUUCAAAGCUACACACUUGAAAGCAUUAACAUUAGAGGUUGAGGUUCACUCUCCAGUCAAAGGGAUUUUUCUUUGGGGGCUUAGCUAUUUUGUAGCACAUUCACCUUUGGGCCCUCAUUUGCUGUCACAGACUUAUUUGUUAUCAUUUGUGUGAAUGAGUGUUGAUGCGGUGUGCAGGCUGAGAUAAGUUUCUGGAGGGAGCCUUGUGUGAAGCCAAUGCCCUCAUCCAUCAUCCCAAGAUAGCGGUCUCACAGGAGAUAGUCAGGCAGAGCUGUGACCCUCUUCCAGGCAAACAACCAGGACUAGGAGAUGGCUUUGGUACUGAAUGGGUUUGAGUUUUGUGUGCGUGUAUGUGCAAGACCUGUGUUUUUUGUUAUUGUUCUUAAUGUACUGCUAUGUCAACCAUCUGACCAUGAAAGAGAGGACCACGAGCCGACAAAUAUCUUCAUUUUAUCCGAGCACAUUUACGUAAAUGUCACUGUUUUUACCAUUGUUUUAAAACAAUCCAUACAGUAUACUCAUCAUAAGUCAGUUUCAUUGUACGUUAUGAAGAUUAUAUUUGCUGGCUGUACAGUCGUGGUCAAACGUUUUGAGAAUGACACAAGUAUUGGUCUUCACAAAGUUUGCUGCUUCAGUGUUUUUAGAUAUUUUUGUCAGAUGUUACUAUGGAAUACUGAAGUAUAAUUACAAGCAUUCCAUAAGUGUCAAAGGCUUUUAUUGAUAAUUACAUUAAGUUUAUGCAAAGAGUCAAUAUUUGCAGUGUUGACCCUUCUUUUUCAAGACCUCUGCAAUCUGCCCUGGCAUGCUGUCAAUUAACUUCUGGGCCACAUCCUGACUGAUGGCAGCCCAUUCUUGCAUAAUCAAUGCUUGGAGUUUGUCAGAAUUUGUGGGUUUUUGUUUGUCUACCCGCCUCUUGAGGAUUGACCACAAGUUCUCAAUGGGAUUAAGGUCUGGGGAGUUUCCUGGCCAUGGACCCAAAAUGUCGAUGUUUUGUUCCCCGAGCCACUUAGUUAUCACUUUUGCCUUAUGGCAAGGUGCUCCAUCAUGCUGGAAAAGGCAUUGUUCAUCACCAAACUGUUCUUGGAUGGUUGGGAGAAGUUGCUCUCGGAGGAUGUGUUGGUACCAUUCUUUAUUCAUGGCUGUGUUCUUAGGCAAAAUUGUGAGUGAGCCCACUCCCUUGGCUGAGAAGCAACCCCACACAUGAAUGAUCUCAGGAUGAUUUACUGUUGGCAUGACACAGGACUGAUGGUAGCGCUCACCUUGUCUUCUCCGGACAAGCUUUUUUUCCGGAUGCCCCAAACAAUCGGAAAGGGGAUUCAUCAGAGAAAAUGACUUUACCCCCGUCCUCAGCAGUCCAAUCCCUGUACCUUUUGCAGAAUAUCAGUCUGUCCCUGAUGUUUUUCCUGGAAAGAAGUGGCUUCCUCGCUGCCCUUCUUGACACCAGGCCAUCCAUCUCACUGUGCGUGCAGAUACACUCACACCUGCCUGCUGCCAUUCCUGAGCAAGCUCUGCACUGGUGGUGCCCCGAUCCCGCAGCUGAAUCAACUUUAGGAGACGGUUCUGGCGCUUGCUGGACUUUCUUGGGCGCCCUGAAGCCUUCUUCACAACAAUUGAACCUCUCUCCUUGAAGUUCUUGAUGAUCCGAUAAAUGGUUGAUUUAGGUGCAAUCUUACUAGCAGCAAUAUCCUUGCCUGCGAAGCCCUUUUUGUGCAAAGCAAUGAUGACUGCACGUGUUUCCUUGCAGGUAACCAUGGUUAACAGAGGAAGAACAAUAACUUCAAGCACCACCCUCCUUCUAAAGCUUCCAGUCUGUUAUUCUAACUCAAUCAGCAUGACAGAGUGAGCUCCAGCCUUGUCCUCGUCAACACUCUCUCCUGUGUUAACGAGAGAAUCACUGACAUGAUGUCAGCUGGUCCUUUUGUGGCAGGGCUGAAAUGCAGUGGAAAUGUUUUUUGGGGAUUAAGUUCAUUUUCAUGGCAAAGAGGGACUUUGCAAUGAAUUGCAAUUCAUCUGAUCACUUUUCAUGACAUUCUGGAGUAUAUGCAAAUUGCCAUCAUAAAAACUGAGGCAGCAGACUUUGUGAAAAUUAAUAUUUGUGUCAUUCUCAAAACUGAAUGUACAUAUACAGGUGAGAAAAUUAAUACUGUAUCUCUUAUUGUUACACUUUAGAGACCUAACUCUAUCUAUCUAUCUGAAUUCUCUACAGGUGGCAUACAUGAGACUGUAAUGUCAGAGGUCAAGAGCCAUGGAUCCACUCAUCUUUCCUAGAGGGAGGACCGGAACAGUAGAGUACAGUGACUUAUCUGUCUUAGGCUGUGUUCAAGAGGCAUGUAAGGGAAAACCAAGUUCCUAUUGACGAAGUUCAGGUAGUACGUACCUCUGUGUCGAGCAUUUCCAAAAAGAACACUCAUUUCGUUAUACGUUUAAAGGUUUUUUUCAAUUUGGACCUACUGAACAUGACCCUGAUAGCUGCUAUUAAAAUACUUAUAACUAAUCAUUCCAAUGGAAUGUCUGAGUUAUUGACCUGCCCAGAUUAAAUAGUGAAUCUGACUAACAUGCCUGUUGAAGUGCAUGUUUUUUAAACGGGGUGGGGGGGGUAAAUAAUGUAUUGUGUCAUU